Molecule: messenger RNA, 1823 nt
Organism: Glycine soja
Lineage: Eukaryota; Viridiplantae; Streptophyta; Magnoliopsida; Fabales; Fabaceae
Product: inositol transporter 1-like
Exons: 3
Coding region: 160-1653 (497 amino acids)
Biological process (GO): transmembrane transport
Cellular component (GO): membrane
Molecular function (GO): myo-inositol:proton symporter activity
Source: RefSeq, a predicted model, not a curated record
AAGUUAAUAAAUAGAGAAGAAAAAGACGUUACAAAGAGUAAGAUUCUGGGCGGGAGCGAUGGUGUCUUUAAAUGGUAAGGAUCCUGCUAUGCAUGGCAGAUAGCGUGUGUUAAAGUUUGAUGCCUCUGGAAACAGUGAGUCAUAAGAUAGCAUUAUCGAAUGACGAUGAGCACUAUACAAUCGACGCCAGGAAGCUCAGGGUAUUUGGAUUUGUUUCCUGACCGAAAAAUGUCAUUUUUUAAGAACCCUUAUAUUCUCGGACUAACUGCAGUUGCUGGCAUUGGUGGCAUGCUUUUUGGCUACGACACAGGUGUGAUAUCAGGAGCCCUUCUAUAUAUUAAAGAUGAUUUUGAAGGGGUUAGACAAAGUAAUUUACUUCAGGAAACAAUAGUGAGCAUGGCAAUUGCAGGUGCAAUAGUUGGAGCAGCAGGAGGAGGAUGGAUGAAUGAUGCUUAUGGAAGAAAGAAGGCGACUCUGAUUGCAGAUGUGAUAUUUAUUAUGGGAGCAAUUGGGAUGGCAGCUGCACCAGACCCUUAUCUUCUGAUUCUGGGACGUUUUCUCGUUGGUAUGGGUGUCGGGGUUGCCUCUGUUACCUCUCCUGUCUACAUUGCAGAAGCAUCUCCAUCCGAAAUCAGGGGAUCACUAGUCAGCACUAAUGUUCUCAUGAUCACUGCUGGCCAGUUCCUUUCCUACAUCGUUAACCUUGCUUUUACUCGUGUCCCCGGCACCUGGCGAUGGAUGCUCGGUGUCUCUGCCGUCCCCGCCAUUGUUCAGUUUCUUCUCAUGCUUUUCCUCCCCGAAUCCCCAAGGUGGCUCUUCAUCAAGAAUAGGAAAAAUGAAGCUGUUCAUGUGCUCUCUAACAUCUAUGACUUUGCUCGCUUAGAGGAUGAAGUUGAUUUUCUAACCACUCAGUCUGACCAAGAGCGCCAACGAAGAAACUCUAUCAAAUUCGGGGAUGUUUUUAAAUCUAAAGAAAUCAAACUUGCAUUACUUGUUGGAGCUGGCCUGCAGGCUUUCCAGCAGUUCACAGGAAUAAACACAGUGAUGUACUACAGCCCUACCAUUGUCCAAAUGGCUGGCUUCAACUCUAAUGAGUUGGCUCUUCUGCUGUCCCUCGUAGUUGCUGGCAUGAAUGCUGUUGGAACCAUUCUUGGCAUUUACCUAAUUGACCAUGCUGGCCGCAAAAUGUUAGCCCUUUCUAGCUUAGGAGGAGUAUUUGCAUCUUUGGUCGUCUUGUCUGUCUCAUUUUUGAACCAAUCAUCAUCAAAUGAAUUAUAUGGAUGGCUUGCAGUGUUGGGUUUAGUCCUAUACAUUGCUUUUUUCUCUCCUGGAAUGGGGCCUGUGCCAUGGACUGUGAACUCAGAGAUAUAUCCUGAGGAAUAUAGAGGAAUUUGUGGGGGCAUGUCAGCUACUGUGUGUUGGGUUUCAAAUCUGAUCGUGUCUCAGAGCUUUCUUUCCAUUGCUGAAGCUAUAGGGAUAGGUUCCACUUUCUUGAUUCUUGCUGCUAUUUCAGUGCUUGCCUUUCUAUUUGUGCUUUUAUAUGUUCCAGAGACCAAAGGAUUGACCUUCGAUGAAGUAGAACUCAUAUGGAAGGAGAGAGCUUGGGGCAACAACACUGACUCACGAAACCUUCUUGCAGAAAAUCAACCUUAGCCCUUAGUAGUCUAUUUGAUCCAGUACCAUGUUUCGCCAUUUCUUAAUUAACUACAGCAUAUUUCAUUCCAUGUAUACACAUUAAUUAUCCCACGAUUUUAUUGGGAAUAAGGUGGAUGCCUGUAUGUGUUUUCUAGCUCUCAUAUAUUUGGUAUGACUUUUUGGGCUUA